Anoplopoma fimbria (sablefish) is the source of this 5092-nucleotide messenger RNA. RefSeq names its product stonin-1. Lineage: Eukaryota; Metazoa; Chordata; Actinopteri; Perciformes; Anoplopomatidae. Bases 270 to 3704 code for a protein of 1144 amino acids. Gene Ontology annotation, cellular component: transcription factor TFIIA complex; synaptic vesicle; AP-2 adaptor complex. Gene Ontology annotation, biological process: clathrin-dependent endocytosis; synaptic vesicle endocytosis; regulation of endocytosis. Gene Ontology annotation, molecular function: clathrin-cargo adaptor activity. The record is from RefSeq and is a predicted model, not a curated record. The transcript is spliced from 11 exons.
CAUCACGGCGCUGUUCCGUCCCAAAGUGUCCCGCUGUAGGACAGUCCGUGUGAACUCGGGAGGGGAAGCGCUACUCUGUUUAAACCCCCAGGAUUUACACUCUGCCAUUUUGAGCAAAAACCGGCCGACAUCGAGAGCACAGACGCGUCCAUUAAAACAGAAGUCAUGACCUGAACUGGUGAACCACCGCUAGGAGAAGGCCUCGGGAGGGCAGUUGACCCAACAAAGGAGGAUUGUUGAUCUGAGCUGGACAUCGGCCCUCUUCAGCCAUGUGUUCCACCAAUCACUCAAACUGGGUCACGUUUGAAGAUGACAGCACACCGCUCUCAUCAUCACCUCAAAAGCCCGUACAGUCACCAGGGCUUAUCAAAGCAUCGGUACCGCGUCCCAAUGGUCUGAAAUUAGUCCUUCCUCCAAUCAGAGACACUUCCUGGAGCUUCAAUAGUUCCCUGGAAUCCCCUCAAAACCACUCCAGUCUUAGCGGAAGUUCCUGUGUACCGUGUAACACACCCUUUUGCACGCCUGUGAGUGGGGUUCCCAACAGCGUGUCCCCAUUUCAUUCCAACACGCGGGAAAAGAACGACUUCUUUCGGAGUUUCUCCAGCACGUCUACAACCUCUGCUCCCUCGCCUGCACCGGAAAGCCUGCAGCAAACCUCAGGUGGCCCAAGCCCCUUCCCUCCUUUCCAGGGGAACUCAGGACACUAUAACCCCUUCUGGGAUGGAUCUAACCACAGCGCAGAUGUGGACAGCUCCUCCUCAGACUCAGAAACUGACAGCAACCUACCACGUUUCUUUAUUCGGACCAAAGAUGGCGCUGUGCCUCCACGUGACCACCUCCAGAGCUCCUUCUCCUACGUUUGCCACAAACUGGAAGGCCUACGGGCAGGAUCGGACCAAGAGAAGGAGACAGAAAAAGAUGGGGAGGGGCGGCUGAGUUGCAAAAGCGAGGUGCUAAGCGAGGGUGCUUCUCAGUUCGUUCCUCGGGGUCUGUUUCGUAGCCAGAAGAGAGACGGCUGGUCUGUCUUGCUCAGGAUCCCCGAAAAAAAGAACCGCAUGUCCUCGCGACAGUGGGGGCCAAUCUACCUGCGCCUGCUGCCGGGAGGUGUGCUGCAGAUGUACUACGAGAAAGGGCUGGAGAAGCCGUUCAAGGAGUUACAGCUUCUCCCCCAGUGCAGGCUUUCCGAACUUAAACUGGAAAGCUACGGCGAGCCCCGAAAAGUCCUCUCCGUCAAGGUGGAACAUUUCUCGUACACGGAAAAGAAGCGCUACCACCCAAAGCUGGAGGUUAGUCAUGAGGCGGAGGCAGAAGAGCUGCUCAAGUUUGGCUCCACGGUGCACGACGACAUGGAGGACCUGGUGGUCUCCAUGGAAGAGGAGAUCUUCAAAUUGUGUUUGCACCACCAGCAGAGGCGGCACUACGAGGAGCAGGAUCUGUCCUUGCAGAUCACCGAUCACAUCUGGGUACAACUGGACAAGUUUGGAGAAGUCAUGGAGCGGACAGCCUUGACCCAGAUUCACUGUCUGUCUUUCCUGAACGGACUAGGGGAUUGCUUUCUCGCCCUUAACGAUCUCGGGCUGAUGCGCUUCGACUCCAGCUACGGUUCUGAGGACGACGGUGAACUCUGGAUGGAGAUCGCAGACUGCCAAUUUCACAGAUGUGUGAACGACACCGAGUUUCAGAGGUCCCGGCUGGUAAAGUUCUCACCUCCCGAGGCCUGCAGGGUGGAGCUGAUGCGCUACAAGACGGCGAUUUUGGGCUGCACAGAAAUUCCCUUCUCGAUCAAAGCUGUUGUCACAGUUCAGGGUGCCUAUGUGGAGCUCCAGGCCUUUCUUAACAUGUCAGCCACCUUCCUUUCCACUGUGGGGGUGUCUGACACGUACCCACUGUGUGAGAAUGUAGUGAUCCGCGUGCCGGUGCCAGGCGACUGGGUCAAAGUGACGCAGACUGUGGCGUUGCUGCGGCAGAGGUCACUGAAGGCCCGUAUGAACAGAAAUGCCUGCUUGGGCGCCGUCGGCACCGCAGACUCACAGCCUGUCAUGCAGGUGACCAUCGGCACUGUCAAGUAUGAGAAUGUAUAUUCAGCCGUCGUGUGGAGGAUCGACAGACUGCCCGCAAAGAAUACGGCAGUGGAUCAUCCCCAUUCGUUUUCCUGCAAGCUAGAGCUGGGGUCCGACCAGGAGAUCCCAAGUGACUGGUACCCGUUUGUCACGAUGGAAUGUGAAAUUAUGGGCUCCGUCGUGUCACAGACCAGGGUGAAGUCACUGGGCACUGCCAACGACAUCCAGCCACAGAAACAUGUGACCAGUUGGACACGCUAUCAUUGUCAGGCCAAACUCUACUUGUCCAUAAUUGAUGAUGUGAUUCAGAGUAUGAGAGAGCUCUUCAUGGACGAAGGGCUGGAAGACCGCGUCCUGGACGAUUUAAGACAUCUUUGGGAGUCAAAGAUGAUGCAGUCAAAAGCAAUGGAAGACUUCAGGAAAAAUAAUAUCAACUCAUCCAACUUUGUACUGCAGCUCCCUGCCAACUACAGUCGGACCGAUCAAGAACUCACAGCCUCAGUUGUGAUCCCUGCAAGGCAGAAUAUCCACAGUUUCCCCAUGAAGAACAACUCGGACUUGCUUCCUACUUUCUCUCUCCCUGCUGGGUUGUCGUACCCUGUGCAGAUACCAGCUGGAGUCACUCUACAAACAGCUUCUGGUCAACUUUACAAGGUCAAUGUUCCUGUUGUGGUCACUCAGGCCCCAGCAGGUCAGACAAUUGUAUCCCGACUCACACAGAAGGUCAGUGAGCGGAGAGAAGCUCCUCCCCCUCAGUCAGCUGCAGCCCCACCAAAAACCUCUCUUCCUCCUAAAGAGGCGGAGCCACCCUCUGUCCCAGCUACUUCUGACAAGCAGCCGCCACAUCCAAAGACCAGUCUCCCCUCCGGUCAGGAGAGCAGCCUCCCCCAGCGGCCGCUAGUUCCUCCUGCUGAGACCUCGCAGCCUCAGGGGUCAAACUCUCUGGAGCCAGAGGUCACACUGGAAGAAAAUGAGCCAAGUCCACAACUCGAACCUGUGAACCUCAGUAUGAGCGCCUCACCCUGCAGUCAGUUAUUAGACUUCCAGAUCAGCACCGAGGAGGCUUUGACACAGACGGGACAGUUAAAGACCAGAGACAUCGAUGACAUCCUGAAAGAAGUGAUUGAGGAGGAGAGAGAGAAGGCGGAAAGGGCCAGGAACCUGGCGCCUGCAAAGACUGCCAACCAGUCUGAGGCUGUUCUUGGGCUGGACCUAGACUACAACUACAGCGAACUGUCUGACAUCGUUCAGCUGGAUGGUCCUGCAGGCAACUCGGACAUGGAAGAGGAAGAGGCAGUCUCCCUGGAAGACAACGACUUCCUGGGUAUAAUCAAUGCUGAGGCCAUAAAGGCCCUGCAGGAAGGAGACGGGAGCAGUGACGGCAACAGCAUCUCCUCCAGCAGCGACAGCGAGGGAGUGGAUGAACUCGCCAACGUAGAGGAAGAGGAUCCUCUGAACUCAGGUGAUGAUGUGAUCGAGCAGGACAUCCCAGAUCUCUUUGACACUGACAACGUAAUUGUUUGCCAGUAUGACAAAAUUCACCGCAGCAAGAACCGCUGGAAGUUUCAUUUGAAGGAUGGAGUGAUGUGUUACGGCGGCAGGGACUACGUGUUCUCUAAAGCUGUUGGGGAAGCCGAGUGGUGAUGAGCUUCAGUUCCCUUGAACACAUCAGAUAAUCAUGUCGAAAGCGGGGAGAAUGAUUUACAAGGGAAAAAUAAUGAGGGAAUUUAGACCUCUUGGUGGUGUAGUUUAGCUGAAAACAACUAAUAAUAAUUUGACUAAAACAUCUGUUAUUUGCUGUCAAACACCUGUGUGGAAAAUCUGUGAAACUUUAGUUUUUUUUAAUUAUGCCAUUAUCAGAGCAAUUCUGCAAGUCAUUUACGAUGUAACAACCAAUUACUAACAUCGCUGCUUGUGAAUCUAGUCUACUGAGGCAAACGGCAUGAAUUUAUGUUGCAUAAUGUUUAGCUGAAAAUAGUUUUCUUUAUUAGUGGAGCGAAACAUAAUUUGAUCUGAAAUGUGUUUUCUUCUGUCAUGAUCAUGUUGCUUUGAGGGUACCUAAUGUGCUGUUUGAUUUUCAAACGUUGUAAUGUCUUGGCUUUAAUCAUGCUUCAAAUACACUGAACUGCACUGUUGCAUUCAAUGAACCCCUUUAUUUCUGUGCAAGCCUGUACAAAGCCAGUGUUGCCUCAUUAUCAUAUUGUUUUUCUAAUGGGGGGUUUAUUAGUUUCACUAUUUAAACCAAACUGCUACAUGCAAAUUCACUGAAACAUGUCAAAAUUAAUUUAUGAAUGUCAGCAUGGACACUAAAAUCAAUUUAAAGUUUGACUGUGUUUUGGAUAGACACUCAAGCAGCUACUCACAGCUGGAAAGAAAACAUGGGGGAGGUGAGACAGCUCCAGCAACAACUCACAAAACAAAAACAAAUCAGUGACAAACCCUUGGAAAUAUUUUUGACAUUUUGACAUCGCUGGUGUUGUCACAGUUUUAGUGACAUUCUUUGUUGCAGGCCUUGUGUGGUUUCCUUCGAGCUAAAAUAUAAUUUGAUAUAUAAAACCUACAAAUGUUACAUACGAAAUAGUAUAAUGUGCAAAUUCUCACAUGGUAUACUGUGCUUUUAUAGCAGUGGUUCAAAUGUGGCAGUGGGGACCCCAACAAGGGUUUGUAAAUUUACAAUCUGAGGGGAUGGACUUCUGUUAACAGGAUAUGAAAUCAGAAAAAAAAACAUUUCUAUGACACAAAAUUACAUUUUGUAGUCCUCCAAGUGUAGAUCUCCUUUAUUUAAUGUGAAUACUCACUGCCACAGUGACCUCUGUUUACCAGGUUAUAUAAACAAGAUACAAUAUUCCACAGUAAUCAAUAAUGUGAGCAUUGCAACACUGAUCCUAGAGUUCACUGAAACGAUCCAAAUAUGUCUGUCCAGCAUAUUUCUCAAAUAUCAGAAAGAGAUUACACUGAAGUUGAACAUAGCAGACACAAAUAUCUAUAGGCGACAGCAGUGAUGACGGAAAGAGGGUGCUGACUAGUUUUUU